GCCCAGCGGGGCGCGGAGCGGAGCGGGCCCGGCCCCGGCCCCCGGCUCGCCGGAGCCCCCAUGGACCCGCGUGAGGAGCCCAGCGCCUCCUCCUGACCCUCGUCCCUCUGUCCGCCCCCCCCCCCGUGAGGAUGGAGGAGUGGAAGCCCAACGCCGCCGCCGUCAAGCCCCACAAGAAGCGGAGCUGGUACUUGGCCUGGAAGUACAAGCUCAUGAACCAGCGGGCGCUGAGGAAGCUGUGCCAGACAGGAGCUGUCCUCUUCCUGCUUGUAACUGUGAUCGUGAACAUCAAACUGAUCUUGGACACCCGGAGAGCUGCUUAUGAGGAGGAAGAGGAGUCUGCACAGGAUUACGAUGAUGAGCUGCUGAACAUGGAGGUCCCUAGGCACCCUGUGAGCAACAAGAAGGUCUUGGAUGUCGAGGUGUACUCCAGCAGGUCAAAGGUCUACGUGGCUGUGGAUGGAACGACGGUCCUGGAAGAUGAGGCUCGUGAGCAGGGCAGAGGGAUCCACGUCAUCGUCUUAAACCAGGCUACGGGUCACGUGAUGGCCAAGAGGGUCUUUGACACCUACUCUCCUCAUGAAGACGAAGCCAUGGUACUCUUCCUCAACAUGGUUGCCCGGGGCCGAAUCCUGAUCUUCACUAUUAAGGAUGAAGGCUCCUUUCACCUCAAGGACACAGCCAAGAAUGUCCUGAAGAGCCUGGGGAGCCAAGUUGCACCGUUCCUGAGCUGGAGAGACAUGUGGACGUUUGUGGGGAAGAAGGGAGGGGAAGUGUACGGGGAGAAGCACGCCAAGUCUCCUGCCCUCUCGACGUGGGGCGACCCUGUGCUGCUGAAGACAGAAGUCCACCUGACAUCUGUGGAAGAUGCUGAGUGCCACUGGCCUGACACGGAGCUGAACCGCCGCCGGAGGAGGUUCUGCAGCAAAGUGGAAGGUUACGGCAGCGUCUGCAGCUGCAAAGACCCCACACCCAUUGAAUUCAACCCUGAUCCUCUCAAAGACAACAAAGUCUUCGACGUGCCUGUAGCUGUUAUUGCAGGGAACCGCCCCAACUACCUGUACAGGAUGCUGCGCUCCUUGCUGUCAGCUCAGGGCGUCAAUCCUCGCAUGAUCACGGUCUUCAUUGAUGGGUACUACGAGGAGCCGAUGGAUGUUGUGGAGCUGUUUGGCCUCUCCGGAAUCCAGCACACUCCCAUCAGCAUUAAAAAUGCCAGAGUUUCCCAGCACUACAAAGCCAGCCUGACUGCAACCUUCAACCUGUUCCCGGAUGCCAAAUUUGCCGUGGUUCUGGAGGAAGACCUUGACAUUUCUGUUGACUUCUUCAGCUUUCUGAGCCAGUCCAUAUACCUACUGGAGGAGGACGAGAGCCUGUACUGCAUCUCGGCGUGGAACGACCAGGGCUACGAGCACACAGCUGAGGACCCCUCGCUCCUGUACCGUGUGGAGACCAUGCCGGGCCUGGGCUGGGUGCUCCGGAAGAGCCUGUACAAGGAUGAGCUGGAGCCCAAGUGGCCAACGCCAGAGAAGCUCUGGGACUGGGACAUGUGGAUGCGGAUGCCGGAGCAGCGGAAGGGCCGGGAGUGCAUCAUCCCCGACAUCUCGCGCUCCUACCACUUCGGCAUCGUGGGGCUCAACAUGAACGGCUACUUCCACGAAGCCUAUUUCAAAAAGCACAAGUUCAACACGGUUCCGAAUGUCCAGCUUAAAAAUGUGGAGAGCUUGAGAAAAGAUGCCUAUGAGACUGAAAUUCAUCGGCUCCUGGGUGAGGCUGAAGUCUUGGACCACAGCAAGAACCCCUGUGAGGACUCCUUUGUGCCCGACACGGAGGGCAAGGUGUACGUCAUGUUCAUCAAGAUGGAGCAGGAAGCAGACUUCACCACCUGGACUCAGCUCGCCAAGUGCCUCCACAUCUGGGACCUGGACGUCCGCGGGAACCACAAGGGGCUGUGGCGGCUCUUCCGCAAGAAAAACCACUUCCUGGUCGUGGGGGUCCCUGCCUCCCCCUACUCGUCCAAGAAGCCCUCCUCAGUGGUGCCCAUCUACAUGGAGCCGCCUGCCAAGGAGGAGGGGGCGGCGGCAGUGCCAGCAGUAGCUGCAGCGGAGCAGACGUGAGGCUGGCAGCUGUGGGAAGUGAGGGGGGGCCAGGAGAGGAUAGAGACCCCCCCGGUGCAGAGACUGAGUUGGCAGCGGCUCUUGGAGGCUGGUGGCUGGACGUGAACUCCCAUUUCAGGCCUCAAAACGAGAUCUGGGGCUGCCUCCAGCCCCCUGUCACAAUCUCCCUCUCCCUCACGCAGGGGCAGGGUGCUUCCCCGUAGACAUGCCACCCCCAUCGUCCCAGGAACAUUUUUUUUAACACAGACUCUUUACUAAUGCUGCUCCCAUUGCCCCCUGGCUGGGCAAGGUUUGGAGGAAGGCAGUGCUCAGUGGGGGCUGCGAGAGCCCUUUAGGAACACCUCUGCUCCUAUUUUUGCUCCCAGGAAGGCAGCCUGCUCCUGCCCAAGCGCUGCAGCCCACCGGCUGGGUGUUAUUUAUUAACUCUUGCCCCCGCAGCGAGCACGGUGGUGAAGAAGGGAUUUUCCAGCUGCUUUUUCCUGCACCUUGAAGACUGGGUCGGACGUCUCUCUGCUUGGGCCACGACGAAUUAUGGAGGCAGAAGGGAAUGCUGAGGAGGAGCUGGACUUGUGGGCACGCAGGGGGCACCCUGUCCCCAGCACGAGGACGGGUGGGUGCCCCUGUCCUUUCCCUGCAGUUCUGGGAGCCCUAGAGGGCUGCGGAGGGAGGAGGACCCCGCUCUGCGCCGCAGCUCAGCCCACCCUCACCCACCUCCUCCGUGGGGAUUGGGGGUGAAAGUGCCUUGCAGAGCGCGAUGGGAGCAGCAAGGGGGGGAAACUCCCCCAGCUGCAGAGGCAGGAUGGAGCUGGGCUCUCCAGCAGCUGCUCCUGGAGAGAGGAAACGCUGUGGCGUGGCGUGGUCCUUGCCCGUGGUACUGCACCGGGCCUCUCCUCCCUGUCAGGUACCCCAGCUCCCGCUGAGGACGGGGAGGAGAUGUUCCCCUGAACCCCCCCUUACUGUGGUACGAUGCCAGCAGGGAUGCUGCGAGCGGAUCCAGGAGGGGCAGCCUGGUUCUCCUGGCUGUGGUACACCCUCUGCUAGAGGGAGAGGGAGGGGGGUCCCUGUCCCCCUUCCUGUGCCUUAGGAUGGACCCCAGGCCCCCUCCCCAGCCCCAUGGUACUAACACCCCUCCCCUCACUAGGGCCAGCCCUAGUCCCCUGCUCCGUGCACCUCCCUGCUUCAUCCGUGAGGCAGGAGAUCACUUCUCUGCCCCUUGUGCAGGGCUGCUCUGGCUCGCCUGCUGUGCCAGCAGCUGGGUUUGCUGCUCAGCCCCUUCCCUGCGCUCACAGGGAGGGGGUGCGAGGGCUGGGCCCUGGGGUGCAGCUCCCCGUGGGCCAGGGGCUCGUCCCCUUCCUUUUCUCACUGUGAACCGAGUGCCAGGGCCCCCCGGGAGCACAACCCCAGCGCCUGCUGGGGCCUACACUACAGUAACUUAUUUAUUUAUUGCUUGGGGGAAGGUAGCAGGAACGUAGCGUGGAGAGCCAGCAGCCCUCAGCCUGCCAGGAGGCAGAGCUGGAAGGCUUCUGCCUCGUUCCCCUGGCGCCAUCCUCUCUGUUCACCUCCUCCUUCCUUGCCCAGGGUAGGAAAAUAAUGUUGAACCCAGCAAAUCUCUGCCCCAACUGGUCCCUGUGUGGGCACAGGACAGAGGCAGGAGGUGGCACACGUGUCCCCAGGGUGCAGGGUGGCACCCUUGAGACUUCACGGUACCGGCCCCGGGGCUCGGGCUGACCCCUUCCUCGCUCUGCCACCCCCAGCGCUGCCCUUCCCAGGGUGAUGGAUGUGGCUGGGCUUUUUUUUAUUAUUUUAUUAAUUGUGUUUAAUAGAAGCAGGUCCGUUACCCGCUCUGGGGAAGGGCCUGAGCUUCCUCAGUGGGAAAGCCACUUGUUCCCCGGCGCUGCUUUGGAGAAACCUCGCUGUCUCUGCUCUGCUGCCCUCCCCUUGGCACCUUGCUUCCCAAGGCCCCUUUUCCCUUCACCCCAACGCCCCCUUCCCUUUUUAGCUGGCAGGGCUCAGCCUGAGGCUGGGAGAUGCUGGUCCCAGGGGCAGGGAAUGGCUCCAGGUCCGCUCUGUGCUGCUCCCUGUCCUGCAGGGCUCGGGGCACUUCAAGCUCCUCAUCCCUUCCCUCUGCGUGUGCCGGGCUGCUGGGUGCUCCCCUUCCUCCUGCGAGGCUCCCCUUUGGCAGCUGUGGUCGGGCUGGGGCCGAGGGCAUCCCCAGGGCUUUCUGAAUCGAAUUAUUUUUUCAAGAAUAAACAUUGCACAGCUGCUGGG
Anas platyrhynchos (mallard) is the source of this 4382-nucleotide messenger RNA. RefSeq names its product protein O-linked mannose N-acetylglucosaminyltransferase 1 (beta 1,2-) (gene POMGNT1). Gene Ontology annotation, biological process: protein O-linked glycosylation via N-acetylgalactosamine. Gene Ontology annotation, molecular function: beta-1,3-galactosyl-O-glycosyl-glycoprotein beta-1,3-N-acetylglucosaminyltransferase activity. The record is from RefSeq and is a predicted model, not a curated record. Lineage: Eukaryota; Metazoa; Chordata; Aves; Anseriformes; Anatidae. Gene Ontology annotation, cellular component: Golgi membrane.